Nicotiana tabacum (common tobacco) is the source of this 872-nucleotide messenger RNA. RefSeq lists its product as uncharacterized. NCBI's taxonomy places the organism in Eukaryota, Viridiplantae, Streptophyta, Magnoliopsida, Solanales, Solanaceae. The record is from RefSeq and is a predicted model, not a curated record.
AAUGGGUUCAAUGACUUUCCCUACUACCUUCUCUAAUAAAAAAUUCCCUACAAUUUUCCAAGAAACAAAUUCCCAAUAUUCUCUCCAACCAAAAAUGAAAUUUUACCCUCAUUUCAUACAACUUCAUAACCAAAUGUAUGUUUCUAGUUUUAUUAAUUUAAACCAAUUUUAUUCUUUGAGUUAUGUCUCCAAAAGCAAUGGCCUAUUAUACCCUGUGAAAUGUAAUAGUAUAGAUAAUAAUUCAGAAACACCAGAAGAAGGCCAGAAAGCUGUGGAAACAGUACAAAAACUUUAUAAUGCACUUAGAAAUAAAAAUCUUAAUGAAUUAUCUGAUAUAAUUGGAGAAGAAUGUCGAUGCAUUAGCAAUGUUGCCUCUUCUUUACAAACUUUCUAUGGCAAGGAGCAAGUAAUAGAUUUCUUCAAUUCAAUCAUAAAGCUCCUGGGGAAUAACUUUGAGUUUGUCAUUCAACCCACUAUACAUGAUGGGACAAGUGUUGGGGUUGCUUGGGAACUAGCAUGCAGCGAAACUCAUGUUCCCAUUGGAAAAGGUUUUGGCUUCUAUAUGUGCCAUUAUUACAAGGGCAAGAUGAUGAUAAGGAAUGUGGAGAUGUUCAUGGACCCACUCCUUCAUAUUGAGCCCGUUCGAUUGAAAAUAUCAUCCUUCCUUCUGAGAGCAGUUCAAAAGAUGAAUCCUCCAGAUCUUUUCAAGGGAAAGAAGAAACAGGCUAUGAGCAUCUUGUUUAUUAUUCUACUAUUUGUAGCUCUACUGUACUUGGUCAAGAACUCUAGGAACUUAAUGUAAUUCACCAACAAAAUUGUAGUAACAGAAGCAGCAAUUUUUGCUGCCAUCUAUGAAGAUUACCACAGACGAA